AGGAAGAAAAAGAAAAGACGAAGUCCAGUCUGCUCGACAAGCUCGCGAGCUGCUUCCACCGUGACACAAACGACCAAAUCACUGCUCGACCACUUUAGCAGGUAUGGCUGACUUGGCGGGUCUGGUGCAGCGGCUGGAGGUGGCGGUGGGUCGCCUGGAGUCCAUGUCAGGACCCGGAGGCAGCGGUGGAGAUUCUGCUGGGGGAGCUGUCUCAGCGUUCGUUGAGGCUUUUGACGAGAUCGUCAACGGGCCCCUCGCUCAGUACGUCUCCCUCAGCCAGAAGAUUGGGGACGACGUCAAGACGCAUGCAGACAUGAUGAAGCAGGCGUUCUCCAGUCAGAGGCAACUCCUCAUCGUCGCCUCGUCCUCCCAGAAGCCGUCUGACGCCGGCCUGGCGGCUCUCCUGCAGCCGGUGUCCAAAGCCAUCCAGCAGGUGCAGGCGUUCCGCGAGCAGCACCGCAUGUCGGCACAGUUCAACCACCUCUCGGCCGUGUCCGAGAGUGUGCCCGCCCUCGGAUGGGUCGCCAUGGCUCCUAAACCGUGCCCCUAUGUUAAAGAGAUGCAGGACGCUGCCAUGUUCUACACCAACCGUGUGCUCAAGGAAUUCAAGGAAAAGGAUAAGACCCAUCUGGACUGGGUGCAGUCCUACGUCUCCAUCUGGACUGAGCUGCAAAACUACAUCAAAAAGCACCACAUCACCGGGCUGGCCUGGAGCAAGAGCGGUCCAGUAGCGUCGGCCUCUGCAGCUCCCCCCCCGCCUCCUGCUGGAUGUCCUCCCCCACCUCCCCCCGGACCACCUCCUCCCGCCAUGGACCUGAGUGCAUCGUCUGGCGGCGGCGACGCCGAGGACAACCGCAACGCGUUGUUCGCCGCCAUCAACAAGGGAGGGAACAUCACCAGCGGCCUGAAGCACGUGAGCGACGACGAGAAGACCCACAAGAACCCGACGCUGAGGAGCACGACCACUCCAGUACGCACCGGGCCAAAACCGUUCGCCUCCCCCACUCCCCGACCCGCUGCGCCGGCCGCCACCAAACUGGCCCCCGUGUUCGAGCUGGACGGGAAGAAAUGGAAAGUGGAGAACCAAGAAGAUGCUCAGAACCUGGUGAUCGAAAAUACUCAGCUGAAACAAGUGGUCUAUGCUUACAAGUGUAACAAAUCCACCCUGACCGUCAAGGACAAACUCAACUCCAUCAUCAUCGACAACUGUAAGAAGGUGGGCCUGGUGUUCGACGACGUCGUCGGCAUCGUUGAAAUCAUCAACUGCAGAGAUGUCAAAAUCCAGGUCCUGGGGAAGGUGCCCACGAUCUCCAUCAACAAGACCGACGGCUGCCAAGUCUACCUGAGCAAAGACUCCCUGAGCUGCGAGAUCGUCAGCGCCAAGAGCUCCGAGAUGAACGUCCUGGUGCCCGGCGAAGACGGAGAGUUUACGGAGCUUCCUGUUCCUGAGCAGUUCAAGACCGUCUGGGACGGCAAGAAGCUCGUUACCUCGUCAACGGAGGAUGCCGGAUAGACGCUGGCGGCCUAUGAAAUGGCUCCCUCGUCCCCCCCGUCCUCGAUACCACCCCCACACCCUUAUUUUGCAAACGCUUUCCCUCGACUCAUCGAUUGCCCCCCCCCCUCCCCUCCAGCCCACUCUCACACUGUAGCCUUGAGAUUUCAUCCUCAUGCGUUAUACUCCCUUCUUAUCAGCCAAUCACAGCUUAAGCUGUCCCCUUCCAUCAGCCAAUGAGAGGACUGCUCACUUUUUAUCUGGAGCUAAAUCCUCCAGCCAAUUAGCAGGGAGCGGCUUGGCAUUCAAAUUGUUUUCUUUCUUCCUGUGAGCCAGAGAGCACUUUUUAAAAAAAACAUUCAUGAGUUUCGCCAUUAGCCGGGAUGCUCUGGAUAAUGCUAAGCUAAAUAUAACACGCAUAGGCAUAUUGAUUCCUCCGCAAGCCAAUCAGGCGCUCCUAUCUGGAUGCUUCGGGCUAUCGGUUCUCCUCUUCCUCUUCAGGGGGUGCCGGUGGGUUUCUGUUCUAUGGCACCCAUAUCACCUCCGCUGAUGUUAACUAUAAUAAUAACAUUCGCAGUGGAUAAUACUAUGAAUGAGUCAUCACUCUGAGCACAUAGGAGUAAAAACAAGCUGCGUGCACAUAAUGAAACUCCAUCGAGAUGACGUUGGAACAGUUAGAAUAGGAAGCUGAUCAUUCCGUGUGCUUUCUCUUUAACCCGCACAUAGGACAUUCCAGAGUAUAAAAAAAAACAUUCCAUAUAAAAGGCAUUUAAGAAAAUGUUAGCGGCAAAAAGCUGUCGCUCCGUGGGGGAGAGAGAGAGAGACUGAAGGCCAGAAUCACGGUUAAAAGCUUCACCUCCGUCUCUAUAUAGUGAAGAUCUGCUGUAAUCAUCUCUAUCGACAUUACAAAUUACUGAAUAGUUUUAAAAUAUUAGCCGUCGACGUCUUUCCACUCGCUCACGGAGCCUCUCCGGUGAUCUUCAGCGCUUGAGGUUUUUGGCUGAACUUUCUUUUGUCUCUUUCUUUUUACCUCUUACAUUUUUUUGGGGUCCAAAAAUCAAGAAUUAUGCUCAUUAGUACUGGAGACAUCAUUAAAUAAUGUUGCAAUAAAG
Messenger RNA from Pseudoliparis swirei, 2604 nucleotides. It is a transcript of the gene cap1, whose product is annotated as CAP, adenylate cyclase-associated protein 1 (yeast). Gene Ontology annotation, cellular component: cytoplasm. The record is from RefSeq and is a predicted model, not a curated record. NCBI's taxonomy places the organism in Eukaryota, Metazoa, Chordata, Actinopteri, Perciformes, Liparidae. Bases 104 to 1513 code for a protein of 469 amino acids. The transcript has 13 exons. Gene Ontology annotation, biological process: cell morphogenesis; regulation of adenylate cyclase activity; cytoskeleton organization. Gene Ontology annotation, molecular function: adenylate cyclase binding; actin binding.